AAAACGAAUCAUCACAAUCAUCAACAUUAAUGAAAAAUCAAUCAAUACCAACAAUGGAAAAUGUGAAAAAAAUGAGUCGUCUAAAACGAAUUAAACGUGAUAUGCAUCGUAUAUGUUUGCAACGUAAUCAACAACAAAAAUUUCGUGGUACCGAUUAUGUUGUACAAAGUGAUGAUUCUUGUCAUUCGGAAAAAUCAUUCAUAUCUACAAAACAAAAUUAUCAACAACUAACAAAUAAUAGCUCAAGUUUAGAUGAGAAUAAUAACGACAACAACAACAACAAUUCUAUUGAAUCAAUAAAAAAUAAUGAAAUGGCACCAAUAGCCAUUAUGGAUGAACAACAAAAUGAACCGAUUAUGAUGGCAAUCGAUAAUCAGCAACAACAACAACAACAACAAAUUAAGCCUAAAAUCCGUAUCCUGAAAACAAAAGCCAGUAAAACAAUUGAUUUAAAUAAAAAUGAUGAUAGCAGUGAUGAAAUGUCAACGGCAACAAUAACGGAUACGAAUGUAAAUGGCCGAUUAUCAGAAAUGGUUGAUACAACAACAACAACAACAACAGCAACAUCAACAUUGUUGCCAAAAGCACAAAAUUAUGAGGAUAUGAUGCGUUUACAACGAAUACAUCGAUUAUUACAAUAUCCAUUCUUUCAGAUUGAUUGUCAUCUUAAACAUGGUGAAAAUCUUUUAGCAAAAGAUUCAUGUGGUACUAGUGAUCCAUAUGUAAAAUUUAUGCUUGGAAAUAGAGUUGUAUAUAAAAGUCAAACAAAAUAUAAAACAUUGAAUCCAAUAUGGGAUGAAUAUUUUGUUUUACCAGUGGAUAAUAUCUGUGAACCAAUGACAUUGAAAGUAUUUGAUUAUGAUUUAUUUUUCAUGGAUGAUUAUCUUGGUACAGCCAAUAUUGAUCUAACAAAACUUGAACCUGGAAUAUCAACAGAUUUUGAACUUUAUCUUCAUGAUAAUAAUAAUAAUGCAAAUAAUAAUAUGCAAAAUUAUGAUUCCUCAUGGGGUAAAAUAGUAUUGACAAUCCGUUUGAAUCCAAAAACACAUGAAGAACGUGAAUAUUAUUAUGGACGUGGAAAAUGGACCACAAUAGCCGGAAUGGAUGGACAAACAAAUAAACGAAUCAAAUCACAGCUAUAUGAUUCAAUUGUAUCGAUUGUAUUGAUAAAAGGUGAUAAUAUUGAUCUAGAUCAUGAUUAUUGUAUACGUAUGAAAUUGGGAAUGGAAAAAUAUAAAAGUAAAACAGCCGUUAAAUCGGUACGAUCACCAUAUUGGGCUGAACAAUUUGAUCUACAUCUUUAUGCUGAUCAAUCAAAAGUAUUGGAAAUUACACUUGGUUAUUCAGGACAACAACAUCAUCAUCAACAGAAUAAUGAUUUUAUUGAUAAAGUUUGUACAGAUCUCAGUGAAUUAGAACCUGAACAUACACAUCGUUUUGUUUAUGAAUUCAAUACUAAUCCAAUGAUGGUUAAUCGUAAUUCAAUGACAACAUUGUCAAUUACAUCGGCAGCAUGUAAUUCUAGUAACAAUAAUAGUUUUAAUAAAUCAACAACAAUGAUGAUGGCUAGAAUUGAAAUGCUCGUUACAAUUACUGGUUUACAGUCAUCAUCAACAACUAAACAACAGCAACAAGAAACAUAUGAUAUGAUUCAAAUACAACAACAGCAACAACAACAACAACAGCCAAAUUCAUUGAAACAAUUAAUUUCACUUGCCAAGCUAAAGGACCUGAAUAAUUUUUAUGAAAAUUUUCUCGAUAUCGGUACAUUGAUCGUAAAAGUACAUAGAGCAGAAAAUUUAGCUGCAGCCGAUAUCAAUGGAAAAUCUGAUCCAUUCUGUGUUCUUGAAUUGGUAAAUGAACGUUUACGUACAAGUACUGAGUAUAAAACAUUGUCUCCUGUUUGGAAUAAAUUGUUUAAAUUUAAAAUUAAAGACAUACAUGAUGUACUUGAAGUGACCGUCUAUGAUGAAGAUAAAGAUCGUGUAGAAUUUCUUGGAAAAGUAGCGUUACCAUUAUUGAAAAUAAAAAAUGGUGAAAAACAUUGGUAUGCAUUGAAGGAUAAAAAAUUACGUCAUCGUUCUAAAGGCCAUAUUUUUCUGGAAUGCUGGAUCACAUAUAAUCAGCUAAAAGCAAGUGUUCUAACAUUUACACCAAGGCCUACAAAAUAUGUACAGAAUGAAAUAAAAUUCAAACGUACAUUAUUCAUACGUAAUGCAAUGAGAUUGAAAAAUAUAUGCUUAGAAUUUGUUGAAAUUGGACAAUUCUUACAUUCAUGCAUACAAUGGGAAUCACCGACACGAUCAAUAUUUGCAUUUAUCACAUUUUUAGCAUCAGUUUAUUAUUUUGAAUUCUAUAUGAUACCAUUGGUCAUAUUGUUGUAUAUAUUAAUGAAUUAUAUUGGUAUUCGAUUUCAUAAUUAUUCCACAAGAAAAGUUGGCCAUAAUCAGAAUUGUAUUAAUAAUAGUAAUAACAACAAUGAUGAUUAUUAUAAUGAUGAUGAAUAUAUCGAUGAAACAAAAUUAAUUGAUGAAGAUUUUGAUGAAAAAGGUGAAGAGAAAAAAUCAUUUAAAGAAAAAUUACAAACCGUUCAGGAUCUAUCAACAUUGGUCAUGUUGAUUAUUGGACAAAUUGCAUCAUAUAUUGAACGUUGUAAAAAUGCCACAAAUUUUACAGUGCCUUAUUUAACAUGGUUAGCCGUUAUCUGUAUGUCAAUGGCAACGAUAGUACUUUAUUUUAUACACAUUCGUUAUCUGAUUCUUUUGUGGGGUAUAAAUAAAUUUACGAAAAAAUUUCGUUCACCAGAUUCCAUUAAUAAUAAUGAAAUUAUUGAUUUUCUAUCCCGUGUACCUGAUAUGGAGGAAAAGAUAAUGUAUAAACAAUUUAAGCCGACUAUUAAUCGAAUACCGGAUGAUGGUGGAACAAUUCAACAACAACAACAACAGCAGCCACAAGGGCAAGGAUCGAUUCCAAUCAAUCAAAAUCAAAACACCCAUUCAAUAGCAACAACAACAACAACAACGAAUCGAUCGUCGCUCAUCUAAUACACAAUGGCAAUGCUGCCAAUCAAUGAUGGAUCGAAAAACAAAACAAAAAAAAUAUUUCAAACAUUCCAUUUUCUGUUUUUUUUUAUUUUUGAUAUUUAAGAAUAUUAUUU
This is a messenger RNA of Dermatophagoides farinae (American house dust mite), 3157 nucleotides long. The record is from RefSeq and is a predicted model, not a curated record. NCBI's taxonomy places the organism in Eukaryota, Metazoa, Arthropoda, Arachnida, Sarcoptiformes, Pyroglyphidae.